Arabidopsis thaliana (thale cress) is the source of this 1818-nucleotide messenger RNA. RefSeq names its product FAD-binding Berberine family protein. The transcript has a single exon. NCBI's taxonomy places the organism in Eukaryota, Viridiplantae, Streptophyta, Magnoliopsida, Brassicales, Brassicaceae. The record is from RefSeq and is marked reviewed. Gene Ontology annotation, molecular function: oxidoreductase activity; flavin adenine dinucleotide binding; FAD binding. Bases 33 to 1622 code for a protein of 529 amino acids.
AAUAGAGACGUAAGACAAAAUUAAAUAAAAAUAUGAAAGAAGCACUUUCUAUUUUGUGUCUUGCUCUUUUGGUUUCGGUUUCAGAAGCAGAAGUAACAAAACCAAAUUCUGAAAAUUUCAUUGAAUGCCUUCGCUAUCGGACAAGUUCGGAGAAUCCAAUCACCGAUUCCAUCUCCAUUGCCGAUAACACCACCACCUUCUUGUCUUCUUACUUGUCCUACACGAAAAACAAGAGGUACUCGAGCCCUAACUUCAAAAAAUUACUAGCCAUCGUAGCGGCGAAACAUGUAUCUCAUGUUCAGGCAACAGUGGUCUGCGCAAAGACCAAUGGUAUACAACUGCGUAUCCGAAGCGGCGGUCAUGACCUCGAAGGCCUUUCUUACAGGUCGUCUGUGCCAUUUGUCAUUCUCGAUAUGUUCAAUCUCAGAUCUAUUACUGUUAACGUAUUGAGCAAGAAAGCAUGGGUUCAAGCUGGUGCAACCUUGGGAGAGCUAUACGUAAAGAUUAACGAGGCAAGCCAAACGCUAGCAUUUCCAGCUGGCGUUUGCCCUACUGUAGGAGUAGGAGGGCACAUAAGCGGUGGAGGGUAUGGAAAUCUGAUGAGAAAAUUCGGAAUCACAGUGGAUCAUGUCAGUGAUGCUCAAUUAAUUGAUGUCAACGGCAAGCUCUUGAAUCGAGCUAGCAUGGGAGAAGAUCUCUUUUGGGCCAUCCGUGGCGGUGGUGGAGCGAGUUUUGGAGUUAUCCUCUCUUGGAAAAUCAACCUCGUCAAGGUUCCAAAGAUCCUGACAGUGUUUAAGGUUAAUAAAACAUUGGAACAAGGAGGCACUGAUGUUCUCUACAAGUGGCAGCUUGUCGCUACCAAGUUCCCUGAAGAUCUUUUCAUGAGAGCAUGGCCUCAGAUCAUAAAUGGAGCAGAACGUGGCGAUAGAACCAUCGCAGUUGUAUUCUAUGCUCAGUUCUUGGGUCCAGCUGAUAAGCUGUUGGCGAUAAUGAACCAGCGCUUGCCUGAAUUAGGGCUAAGACGUGAAGAUUGUCACGAAAUGAGCUGGUUUAACACGACGUUGUUUUGGGCCGAUUACCCUGCAGGUACACCGAAGAGCGUUCUUCUAGAUAGGCCAACGAAUCCAGGAUUCUUUAAGAGCAAAUCAGAUUAUGUCAAAAAACCAAUCCCAAAAGAAGGAUUAGAGAAGCUUUGGAAGACAAUGUUUAAGUUCAACAAUAUUGUGUGGAUGCAAUUCAACCCUUAUGGUGGAGUGAUGGACCAGAUUCCGUCGACCGCUACAGCAUUUCCUCAUCGUAAAGGAAACAUGUUCAAGGUUCAAUACUCUACAACAUGGUUGGCUGCAAACGCCACAGAGAUUAGCCUAAGUAUGAUGAAGGAGCUUUACAAGGUUGCGGAACCGUACGUGUCAAGUAACCCGAGAGAGGCAUUCUUUAAUUACAGAGACAUCGAUAUUGGCAGUAAUCCGAGUGAUGAGACAAAUGUGGAUGAGGCAAAGAUCUAUGGAUACAAGUAUUUCUUGGGGAAUUUGAAGAGACUCAUGCAAGUCAAAGCUAAAUAUGAUCCUGAGAAUUUCUUCAAGAACGAGCAGAGUAUUCCUCCUGUUCGUGUAAUAGAGUAACGUUACUCUUUGAUAAGAUUUAUUUAGUAGUAGUAAUAAGUGAUGUGGGCUUGUUAAAGCUUAAGUUUUCACUAUUGUCCCAUUUGCAUUAUGAUAGUUAUGUUAUAUUUGAUCUUUACUCAAUAAGUAAUUUCAUGAAAUCGGUUUUAAUUCCUUAUUACACAUUAGGAUAGAUCAGUUAUACUUUACCUCUAUA